AUGCAAGUCAACACGUUGGGCCAUCCUCGUAUCUGCAAUUAUCAUUAUUGUACUGUUGGUAGUGGUAGCGGUAGUGGUGGGUGUGAACAGAAAAAUUACUCUACAAAUAAUAUCACGGAAGCCACUACCACGACGACAAGCACAAUCACCACUGAAGCCACAAACUAUUCCGAAACCACCACAAUCAAUACUGACCAAUUCCCAUACCUUAAUACUAGUUUUAGCCUUGUUCCAUUCGGAAAUAAUACGAAAUGGAGACAAAAUGGAAUUACUAUUGUUGACAGAAAUAUAGAAAACGAUUCGUACAAGGGACUUUCUGAUCCAUAUAGUAUCUAUAUUGAUAAUGAUACGCAAACAUUUUAUAUCACUGAUUAUCAUAAUCAUCGUAUUGUUGAGUGGAAAUCUAAUACAACGAGAAGUCAAGUUGUUGCGGGUGGUAAUUCGAAAGGAAAUCAUAGUAAUCAACUGAAUAAUCCAACGGAUGUAAUUGUUGAUAAAAAGAAUGAUUCGCUUAUCAUUUGUGAUUCUGGAAACCGGCGAAUAGUGCGAUGGCGUCUUGGAAAUACUGCAAGUGGACAAACAAUUAUUUCAGACAUUAGUUGCUAUGAUUUAGCAAUAGCUAACGAUGGAGAUCUUUAUAUACUAAACUACGAAGAAAAUGAAGUGCGACGAUGGAGAAUAGGAGAGAAAACAGGGACAAUAGUAGCAGGAGGAAAUGGGUACGGAGAUGAUCUCAAUCAACUCAAUUUUCCUAAUUCUAUAUUUAUCAAAGAUCAUUCACUUUAUGUAUCCGACAGCUUCAAUCAUCGUGUGAUGAAAUGGAUAAUAGGUGAAAAAGAAGGCAUUAUUAUUGCUGGCGGACAUGGUGUUGGACGUAAUCUCACACAAUUGAGUUAUCCGUUAGGAGUAAUUGUCGAUCAUUUGGAUGACGUUUAUGUGGUGGAUUCAGCGAAUAAUCGAAUAAUGCGUUAUCCGAAAGGAUCUCAAUUGGGUAUUAUUAUUGCUGGUGGAAAUGGUAUAGGACAACAACCUAAUCAGUUUAAGAAUCCUAGGGAUUUAGCACUUGAUGGGUAUGGCAAUCUUUAUGUCGUUGAUAAUCAGAAUAAACGAAUACAAAAAUUUGAAAUUGAUUUAAAUUAA
Molecule: messenger RNA, 1140 nt
Organism: Adineta steineri
Lineage: Eukaryota; Metazoa; Rotifera; Eurotatoria; Adinetida; Adinetidae
Source: the annotation of a GenBank genome assembly